Messenger RNA from Lytechinus variegatus (green sea urchin), 4407 nucleotides. RefSeq names its product ATP-binding cassette sub-family D member 2-like. Gene Ontology annotation, biological process: fatty acid beta-oxidation; peroxisome organization; very long-chain fatty acid catabolic process. The record is from RefSeq and is a predicted model, not a curated record. NCBI's taxonomy places the organism in Eukaryota, Metazoa, Echinodermata, Echinoidea, Temnopleuroida, Toxopneustidae. The coding region runs from base 130 to 2418 and encodes 762 amino acids. Gene Ontology annotation, cellular component: peroxisomal membrane. The transcript is spliced from 11 exons. Gene Ontology annotation, molecular function: long-chain fatty acid transmembrane transporter activity; ATP hydrolysis activity; ABC-type transporter activity.
ACGAGACUAAUCGAGAUGACAGACGUAGACAGAGCAGACUAGUCAGAGGAGACGGGUUGUCAAGUGGAUAGAAAUUCGCAUCUAUGUUACCUUUUGUUUGAAGGAGCGAAUAGUACUGUGAUCGCCAUCAUGUCUCAAUUACUUAGAGCUUCUAUCCACAAGAAUUUGAAGAACCCCAAAGUUAUUGGAGGAGUAGCAGUUGCCCUUUUUGUUGCUUAUCGGGUAAAGAACGGCGCUAGUGUUCUCCGCCGCUGUGGACUCGGCGGCCUGCUCACUGGCGACACGCAUAAAGCCGGUCGUGCAGGCGCGACUGCUGAUGUGCAAGCGGACGGUAAGAAAGAUGGUCAGAACAAUUCGAAUAAACAGGGUGAACAUAAUAGCCCAAAACACUCAAAUAAUCCAUCUAGAUCAUCAACAUCAGUAGGAAAAGACUUUUACAUCCGACUCAGGAGACUAUUCCGUAUUAUCUUGCCAGGAAUAUGGUCCAAAGAAUUUGGGAUUCUGUUUUUGCACACAUUGAGUUUAGUAACAAGAACUUUCUUGUCAAUCUAUGUUGCUCAUUUGGAAGGAGGGAUGGUAAAAACAAUUGUUGAUACUAAUCUUAAAGGAUUUAUCUUUCAAAUAAUGAAAUGGUUGGCACUUGCUGUUCCAGCUACCUUCAUAAAUAGCACAAUUCGCUUCUUGGAAUCGAGCCUCGCUCUUGCAUUUCGUACAAAACUAGUUGAUCAUGCCUACAAACUCUACUUCAAGAAUCAGACCUACUAUCGAGUUGGUAAUCUUGAUAGCCGAAUAGCCAAUGCUGACCAGAAUUUGACAGAAGAUGUGAGAACAUUUUGUGAAUCAGUUGCUCAUCUGUAUUCAAGUCUAACAAAGCCACUGCUUGAUGUUGUGAUGAUGACCCUUGCCCUUAUUCGACUUGCGAGACAAGGCAAUGCAGGAACAAAUGUUCCUGGUCUGAUAGCAGGCUCAGUACUGAUUUUAACAGCCAAGAUCCUCAGGAUGGCAUCACCUAAGUUUGGAAGGUUGGUAGCAGAGGAAGCCCAUCGCAAAGGACAGUUGAGAUUUGUUCAUUCUAGGAUUAUCACCAAUGCAGAAGAGAUUGCUUUCUACAGUGGACAUGAGGUGGAACACAGAAAUCUGUUGGAGAAAUACCACUCAUUAAAGCGUCAGAUGACUCUGAUAUUCAAGAAACGUUUGUGGUAUGUGAUGCUGGAACAGUUUCUGAUGAAGUACAUGUGGUCUGCCUCUGGGAUGAUGAUGGUAGCUAUACCAAUCAUGACGUCGACGGGACCUGUACUAGAGGAUGGAGAAGUGUUGAGUGAAAGUGAGGAAGUGAGUUUAAGAACUCAAGGAUUCACAACAGCUAAAGGUUUACUUUCAUCAGCAGCAGAUGCCAUUGAGAGAAUCAUGUCAUCAUACAAAGAGGUAACCGAGUUAGCAGGUUACAGUGCUAGAGUAUCAGAUAUGCUUACAGUGUUUGAGGAUGUCAGUCGAGGGCACUAUGUCAGGAAUACUGUUACUACCAAUGGAAAGGUCAAAGGUCAGAAAAUAAUCAAGGAAGUAACAUCAUCAGCUGAUCUACGAGGAGAGGUUACUACGACAGACUCGGCUUUGAUCAUAGCAGAAAACCUUCCCAUCAUCACACCAAACCAAGAUGAGGUCAUAUCAAGCUUGUCAUUAAAGGUUUCUCCUGGUAUGCACCUAUUAAUUACUGGACCAAAUGGAUGUGGAAAGAGUUCUUUAUUCAGAAUACUGUGUGGUCUAUGGCCAGUUUAUAGAGGCAAGCUAGUUAAACCAGAUCCUCAUCAUAUGGUCUUCAUACCACAAAGACCAUACAUGUCUCUUGGUACAUUAAGAGAUCAAGUUAUCUACCCUGAUACACCUAAAGAGAUGGCUAAGAAGGGUGUUACAGAUGAUGAUCUAGAGAAUAUACUUGGCAUUGUUAACCUUCAAUACAUUAUCACCAGAGAAGGAGGAUGGGACUCUGUGAGUGAUUGGAAGGAUGUCUUCUCUGGAGGAGAGAAACAAAGAAUGGGCAUGGCUAGACUCUUCUAUCAUAAGCCCCAGUUUGCCCUUCUUGAUGAGUGUACUAGUGCUGUAAGCAUUGAUGUUGAAGGAAAGAUAUUCCAAGCUGCAAAGGAUGCUGGGAUUAUCAUGUUGACAAUAACACAUAGACCAUCGCUAUGGAAAUACCACACUCAUCUACUGCAGUUUGAUGGGACUGGUAAUUGGAGAUUGGAAGAGCUAGACACAGCAGUACGACUCUCCUUAAAUGAAGAGAAGCAACGUCUUGAAUCACAGCUGUCUGGGAUUCCACGCAUGCAGGAAAGACUGAAUGAGUUAUGUGAGAUCUUAGGGGAGGAUUCCGUGCAGAGGACAGCGCCCUCUAAGGAUAAGAAGAAGAAUGGAUGUGAAUAAAAUAUGGGUAUUGGAGAACAAUCAAUUGAGAUGAUGAGAGAUGCCAUUGAUGAAGGUACAGAAGGCAAUAUGUUCAUAUUAUUUGCCAAAGAUAAGGAGAGAGUUAAUAGAAAGAAAGACAGAGAGAAAAGCAAGACAGAGACAGCCGAACAGACAGAGAAUGUAGGAAGUAUAAGUGCAUGAUCACAUAGUGAUCAAAGAUCAAUUAAAAUAUGUGCAAUGGAUUGAGCAAUCUAGGCACAGAGGAUAGAUAACAUGUGAAAUAUGCUGCCAUGGGAAAGUAAUCCAUUCAUAUUUUAGCAUUCUGCUUCCCAAAUUGUUAGUAUUUAUUGCCAGAGGCCAAUGUUAAACAGGACUUCAGAAUAUUGGCCAAUGGAAACAGAAAAUAAAUACAAGGGGUGAACUUAUUUGUUCACUCAGUCUUUUGGGGCUUCUUUUUGUUUUGAUGGGGGAGGGGGGUUCAUAUAAAAGGUUUCUAAAACAGCUCAUUGCAGGUAAACAAUUUUACAUUUCUUUGAAUAUAGUCAGGAUUAUACAGUACACUCUGUAUAUUGAAAAAAAUUUAAGAGCAACUGAUGGUAUGUCCUUGCUGCUGUAGGUUCCAAGUGCAGCUGUUCCAUGAUGGGAAUUGAUUUUGAUACCCUAGCCAAACAAAGUGCGAAGGGGGUACAUGUAUAGGAUUCAGUGUACAGUUGGGUGGGUGGUCAGUGGGUCUGUUGCAAAUCUUGCGCAUGAAAUUUGGGUACAGAUAUGCAAGACACAUUUUUGCAUGUGUUGAAAUUUUGUUGCCAUGGUAAUAAAAUAUAUGGCAAAAAUUAUGUAAAAAAAUCUUUUGCGAUCAAACUAUUUCAUCAGUGUUCAGUGUUUUUUCUUUCACUUGUCAGAAAUUGCAUUGCCAUGGUAACCACAUAUUCUAGCCAAACACCAAGGAAAACUCCUUGUGGAUCAAACUGCUUUCUCAGUUUUUAACCAGGGCUCAUGGAAGUUGGCAGAAGUAUUCUUUUUGAUGUGAAGACCUGCAAGAUUUAUUUUCUAAUUGUGUUGAAAACUGCAUUACCAUAGUAAUGCCAUAGGGCAGAGGUAUUAAUCACCAGUGAUAUUUCUAAUUUGUUUGUAAGCUAUAGCAUAUGAUUAUAUGAAUACCAUCCUCUUUUUGCAAGUGGUGUUAAAUGUUUCAUUGUAAUUGUAAUGAUUUACAAUUGAAAGAGCCCAAGAUAUAGCCAGUAUUAUUAUAUUUCAAGUCACCUGUAUAUAUAGAGUUACACCGCCUAAGGAUUACACUAUUUACAUGUAUCACAAAUAAUAGAGUUUAAAAUCCGUUAACCUAUUGUAUAUCACAUUAAAUAGAUUUGCCUUGGGGAUAUACAAUAUAGAUACUGAGAUAAUGAAAAAUGUGGAUAUGUGAGAUAAAGAACAAGUGGAAUAGUGAGAAUAACUAGGGGAAAAUGUUAAAUGUUAAACUAAACAUAACUGCAGCUUUAAAUGCAACUGACUAGAUGUAGCAUAAAAAAUAUUCUGAAAUAGUGUGUUCCAAAUGAAAGGUUGUAAAUGUAUCAAUGAUGAAUGACUGUUGAUUUAUGAUUUAGUUGGAAGUGUUUUAAUGUUUGAAAUCUUUUAUAAAUAUUAUAUUAAUAUUUUGCAAUGGAUUAAUUGUUUAUGUAUGUUUUUUCAUGUCAUUAUUGUAGUCAGCAGAAUGUCAAUCUCUCAAUAGUUACUUUAAAAAAAAAUGCGAAAGAGCAGAAAAUUACUGAGUUGCCUAUGUGAAGAUGAUAAUCUUGAUAUGUUGAGUAUUUUUAUUCCACUUAUCCAGCUAACUGGUCAGAGCAAAUUCACAAACAAAUUUGGUCUCUGUGAUCAUUAUACCCAUUUAGCUAAAUUAGGAUUUAGACUCAGGGGCCAAUAUUCUGAACCUAGGUUUAAAUUAAACCCUGGUUAAUAGUUGUGGUUUAACUAUGGAGAGCCAAUUUAUGCACAAAUCCCUAACAGUAC